CCACACAAAAGGUAUCUCGUCCCAAAUUCAGUAGCUAUAUGACUAUCUCCUUCCAAAUGCUACGCUUGUAAUUUCUUUCAACACUUUAUCUGAAUUAUCAAAUAACUAUUUUCUCAACAAACAAUGGAAGCCUUCCUGAAAGAGAUUCAACAUCUUAAAAUCCAACUAGAAGAUAUAAAGUCAGCCACAAACAAAUUUGAUAACAACAAAAUCAUCGGAAGAGGCGGAUUUGGGAAGGUGUACAAAGGAGUAAUUUCUCAUUCUAAGGGGCAAAGCAUGGUUGCUUUUAAGCGUCUAGAUAGUAGCUAUGGGCAAGGACAUCCUGAGUUCUUGAAAGAAAUUCUAAUGCUUUCCCGUUGCACACAUGAAAAUGUCAUUUCUCUCAUGGGAUUUUGCAAUGAAGAUGAUGAAAAGAUCAUUGUGUAUGAGUAUGCAUCUCAUGGAAGCCUCGAUCAUCAUUUAAGUAACACUGAUCUCACAUGGAUGCAACGUCUCAAGAUAUGCAUUGCAGCCGCGAAGGGGUUGUGCUACCUUCAUGAUCCCAAUGGAUCAGAACAAAGAGUUAUACACCGUGAUAUUAAAAGUUCCAACAUUCUACUUGAUGAAAAUUGGAAUGCUAAAGUUUCUGACAUGGGACUAUCGAAAAUAGGACCCGCUAAUCAGUCGCACAGUUUUCUUCCCACCAAUGUUGUGGGUACCUUUGGGUAUAUAGAUCCGUUGUAUAUGGAGACAUACUCCCUCACCAAAGAGUCGGAUGUAUACUCUUUUGGUUUGGUCUUAUUUGAAGUAUUGUGUGGGAGACCGUGCAUUGAACAUAAAAAUGGUCAUUUUCAUAGCUUAGUGCCAAUGUGGAAAAAAAGAUAUGAAGAGACGAAAUUAGAUGAGAUUAUCUUUGAAGAGGUGAAACAACAUAUGGAUCCGAGGUCAUUGAAACCAUUUUCAGACAUUGCUUAUCAAUGUUUGCGUAUCUCUCGUGAAGAAAGACCAAAGAUGUCUCGUGUUGUUGAAAAACUUGAAAUAGCGCUUGAGUUUCAAGAGAUCUCUGAAGAGGUGGAGCUACCAAUUGACUAUGAAGAGAUGAGUAAGGCUGCAGUUCCUCCUCUGGUCUACAGAUCCAAAGAAGAACUAAUGAUGCUUCUCUACAAAGGUAUCAUGGUUAACGAGGGCAAAACGUGGUUUUCAUUAAAUAAGAAUGGAGAACAUUGUGAAAUGAUAUCCGCAGCAGAAUGUUUAAUUCCUUUGUACUGUAUCCCUCGACAGAAAAAUACUUUUCCGCCGAAGAAAUCAAGACUUAUAGUGAACGACAAUAUACCAUUAUGUUGGAAAUUCAAAACACAUGUGAGAACACAGUUUUUGUCACCACAUAUCAUGUACACAAUUCAUCUUGUGUUCAAUUUGGAGUACAGAAGUAGCGAUUAUUUAGGCCUUGGUUACAUAUUGGCUGGGGAGACAAAAUCUUCGACUUCAUACUUUGCAGAUAAGAGAGAAGAUGGAUUGUUGAUGGCUGAAUUGUAUCACUUUACUAGCGAUAAGAGAAAUGUUGAUCUUGAAAUUACAUUUGAAUGCCAAAAUCCAUUGAUAGUAGAAGGCAUCGAGUUUCAACCCAUGGAGAGAGUUGAAAAGCAUGAAGUGUUAGAGGAUAAGGAGGUGGAUUUGCAAACCAUAUCACAUUCAGAAACAUAUUGGGAACAAAAAUUGCCAAAUGAUUGGGAAGAGAUGAUCAAGUGGUCAAAAGAUAGUCUGCAAUGGACCACAAAGAAGGAACUCUACUCUAUUCUUUGCAAAGGAUUCCUAAUCAAUAAUGGGGAAGAGUGGUUUUCUCUUGCAAAAUAUGGGAAGAAAUGUCAUAUGCUAUCAGCAAGAAUAAUGGCUUUGCGAAAAUCAGAAUGGAAAUGGCGUUCUUUACCUGAAUCAAGAUUUGAAGAAGUUGCUUUUGAUCCUCAUGGCAGCUUUCGGAUAAAAUGUAGCUCUAAUAUCCUUUCGCCUGAAACAACAUAUGCAAGUUACCUUGUCUACAAAUUACAAGAAAACUAUUAUGGAUUUGAGUCACCUUUAAAAGUGAUUGAUUGUGUGAAAGUGAGUGAUGGUGUUUUCUUUCAACCUUUUGAAAGACAAAAUCAUAGUGAGGAGGAUCUAUCAUGGUAUAUCUAUUUACAUAGUCCUCAAACCCCAAUUAUUAGACGAAAGGUUUAUCAAGAUAACCAUGACCUUGUGAAUAGACCCAAGAAGAAACGGAUUCCACAACAAAGGAAUGACGGUUGGAUGGAAGAAAACGUAUGGGAAUUUCAAACUGGUACUACAACUGAAAGUAUAUCCAAGAAUCUUAGAUUAAUGACCAUUUAUGAUGCUACAAGGUCACUUAAAGGGCUUAUUGUGCAAGGCAUUGAGUUUAGACCCAUAUAGAUUCACUUUAUGCUGUGAUUGAGAUGUCUCCAUGAUUUAUUCUUUUAUCAUUAUUUCAAAUUAUGAGUUAUCUAUUAUUAUUAUUAUUAUUAUUAUUAUUAUUAUUAUUAUUA
Lactuca sativa (garden lettuce) is the source of this 2516-nucleotide messenger RNA. RefSeq lists its product as uncharacterized. The record is from RefSeq and is a predicted model, not a curated record. Gene Ontology annotation, cellular component: plasma membrane; plasmodesma. Gene Ontology annotation, biological process: protein autophosphorylation. Lineage: Eukaryota; Viridiplantae; Streptophyta; Magnoliopsida; Asterales; Asteraceae. Gene Ontology annotation, molecular function: transmembrane receptor protein tyrosine kinase activity; ATP binding.